Hipposideros armiger (great roundleaf bat) is the source of this 2135-nucleotide messenger RNA. It is a transcript of the gene ARMC6, whose product is annotated as armadillo repeat containing 6. Gene Ontology annotation, molecular function: protein binding. NCBI's taxonomy places the organism in Eukaryota, Metazoa, Chordata, Mammalia, Chiroptera, Hipposideridae. Bases 207 to 1619 code for a protein of 470 amino acids. Gene Ontology annotation, biological process: hematopoietic progenitor cell differentiation. The transcript is spliced from 8 exons. The record is from RefSeq and is a predicted model, not a curated record.
AGCCAUAGCCAGAGUGAUUAUGAAGGUUGUCCCUUGAAUAGCUGGGAAGGAUUAGAAAGAGACAGGGACGCACAGGUGAGGAAAUCUAGGUAGGAAAAGAGCUGGUAAGGAGACUGGGUUUUGUUCUGAGAUAGGUGGGACGCCACUGCAGGAUUUUGAGCAGCUCAGGAGCGUCUAUCAGGCACCUGCGGCUUCAUGCAGAAGGGAUGAAGAUGGCCUCCAAGCACAUCACCCAGGAGACCUUCGAUGCGGCUGUUCUUGAGAACAUUGAGGAGUUUGAGAUGGGGCCAGAGGAAGCAGUGAAAGAGGCUGUGGAGCAAUUUGAAUCACAAGGGGUCGAUCUGAGCAACAUUAUAAAGAUGGCACCCCAAGUCUCUGCAGAUGGACCCCAGGAGCCCACACACGACAUCUUGCAGGUCCUGGACAACCUGAAGGAGUCCGUAGCCUGCUCUCUCCCCCAGGAGGUGUCAGUGCACCUUGCCCGCUUUUGCGAACAAUGCAAGCAGCACAAGGCCUGCCGCUUCCUGGCAGCCCAGAAGGGCGCCUACCCCAUCCUCCUCGCUGCCUGGAAGCUGGCUGCAGCGGGAGACCAGGGCCUCCUGCUCCAGGCCCUCAAUGCUCUGUCAGCCCUGAUUGACAGCCAGCCCGACCUCCUGGACACCCAGGGCCUGAAGUUGCUGGUGGCCACGCUGGCCCAGAACGCUGACACAGCUGAUCUGCUCUGCUCUGGGAUACGCUGUGUGCGGCAUGCCUGCCUGAAACACGAACAGAAUCGGCAGAGCCUGGUGAAGGCUGGUGUGCUGCCCCUGCUGACCCGCGCCAUCACCCGGCAUGGCUGCUGCGCCGACGUGGUCAGGGAGGCCUGCUGGACCCUCCGCAUCAUGACCUUUGAUGAUGACAUCCGUGUGCCCUUCGGCCACGCCCACGACCAUGCCAAGAUGAUCGUGCAGGAGAACGGAGGCUUGAAGGUGCUCAUUGAGGCUGCCAAAGCAUUCUCUGACAACCCCAGUGUCCUGAGUGAGCUCUGCAGCACCCUGUCCCGCCUGGCCGUCCGCAACGAGUUCUGCCAGGAGGUCGUCGACCUUGGGGGCCUCAGUGUCCUGGUGGCUCUGCUGGCCGACUGCAGCGACCACCAGGACCUCGUGAAGCAGGUGCUGAGCGCCCUGCGGGCCAUCGCGGGCAAUGAUGAUGUGAAGGAUGCCAUCGUCCGUGCUGGCGCAACAGAGUCCAUUGUGGCUGCCAUGACCCGGCACCUGGCCAGCCCCCAGGUGUGUGAACAGAGCUGCGCAGCCCUGUGUGUCUUGGCCCUGCGCAAGCCGGAGAACAGCCGGGUCAUCGUGGAGGGCGGUGGGGCUUUGGCUGCACUGGAAGCCAUGAAGGCACACCCACAGGAGGCUGGUGUGCAGAAACAGGCCUGUAUGCUGAUCCGAAACCUGGUGGCCCGCAGCCAGGCCUUCUCACAGUCCAUCUUGGAUCUGGGGGCCGAGGCGCUCAUCACUCAGGCCCGUGCCACCCACCGAGACUGCGAGGAUGUGGCCAAGGCCGCCCUGCGGGACCUGGGCUGCCACGUUGAGCUCCGAGAGCUGUGGACUGGCCAGAAGGGCAACCUGGCGCUGUGACCCAUCCUUGGUCUGGGCGUGAGUCUGGGUGAGUCAUGUGACUCAGAGAAUGGGGAGAUCCAUGUCCUGCCACUCUACUCCCCCCUCCCCCCAGAUUCCUCCCUUCACUCAGGAAGAGGUGUUUUCCUAUGGGGCCAGGUACAAGCUGUGAGGUGGGAAGGGAGCACUAGUGAGGUGUCUACACUGGGUCCUGUGCUCCCCUCACCAACCGACAGCAUUGGUAUCAACUGUCCUGCCUGCCCCGUCCCGCCUCCCCUCCCCCACCCUUUCUAGCAUUGCUUGAGGCAAAGGGCAAUCUGAAAUUUGGCAGCCACACUGGCCAGUCUCAGAGCAGGGCAGGGAUCCCACUCCUGCCCCUUCAGGUCUGUUCUGGCCCUGCUCCUGUUUUUCUCACCUAUAAAAUGUGUUGCAGAUACCUUGCUCUGCUGGCCAGAGGGCAAGGACCGAGGCUGGUCCAUCUCUGGGGCCCCAGGUCAACCAGUGGUGUGUGGUAAUAAAAGACUGUUGGCUGAAUGA